CCACCGCCACCGCCACAGCGCAUCGCUGCCAUGCCACCAAAACGCAAGCUCGCGCAGACCGCCGCCGACGCAGAGGCAGAGGAUGGUUGGGACGACAACGAUGAUGGGCCCAUGAGCGACCAGGAGACGUUUGACCAGCUCAAGGAGGAGUUCGACGUCAAGGCCAUGACCAAGCGCGCGCGAGCUGGCCGUGUGAGAGACGCCGCCGCCGACCUCUUCAGAAAGUCGGACCAGUGGAGCGCGCCCCUCAAGCCCGACCACUACAACCGCCCGCUGUGGAUCAACGACGCCGGCGGCAUCAUCCUCGAGUCCUUCCACCCCCUCUUCGACGAGGCCCAGGACUUUUUGAUCAACAUCGCCGAGCCGCAGUCGCGUGUAUCCAAGAUGCAUGAAUACCAGCUCACCACACACAGUCUCUUCGCCGCCGUCAGCGUCGGCCAUUCCAAGCAGGAGAUUAUCGAGAAGCUCGACCGCUACUCCAAGACUGCUCUGUCCGAGGCCAUCACUCAGUUCGUCGAGAAGUCGACGUCUGCUUUCGGUAAGGCCAAGAUUGUGCUGAAGAAGACGCUGUCGUACAUAGAGAGCGAGGACCCAGCCAUCCUCCAGAAACUCCUCCGCGAUCCCAUCAUCGCAGAGUGCAGGGCCGACUCCACCGACGGCCUCAUCAAGGAGGCUGCGCCCAAGAUUGGUCAGAUGGCCAUUCCAGGUACCAAACUGGCGGCUGGUGCCAACAACAUGGCCCAGCAGCAACCUCCGCCAGACGCCAACCCAAAUCCCGCACCAAGCGAAAUGAUUGCUACACUGCGAGAGGACGAUGAUGACGACGAGGUUGCCCAAGUUCACUCGUUCCAAAUCAAGAGUGAGGAGCGAGAAAAGGUGGUCAAACGCUGCCGGGCCAUUGGUCUUCCCCUCACUGAAGAGUACGACUUUAACAACGACGACACAAAUCCAAACUUGGAGAUUGACCUCAAGCCGCACGCGCAAAUUCGAUACUACCAGGAAAAGGCCCUCAGUAAAAUGUUUUCAAACUCUCGUGCACGUUCAGGUAUCAUAGUGUUGCCCUGUGGCGCAGGUAAGACUCUAGUCGGCAUUACGGCUGCCUGUGGUGUGAAGAAAUCCGUCAUUGUCCUGUGCACAAGUGCCAUGUCCGUUGUCCAGUGGCGAGCCGAAUUCAUCAAGUGGUCCAACAUCAACCCCGAGGACGUGGCCGUCUUCACUGCCGACAACAAGACUCGAUUUCCUCGCCAGGCAGGUAUUAUUAUCAGCACCUACUCUAUGAUUAGUAAUGCCAGAAAGCGAUCGCACGACGCUGAAAAGGUCAUGCAGUUCAUUCGUGGGCAGGAAUGGGGAUUGCUCAUAGCUGAUGAAGUGCACGUUGUGCCCGCCAACAUUUUCAAGAAAGUCACCUACGAGAUUGCAUCGCACGCAAAACUGGGCCUGACAGCCACGCUUCUCCGAGAAGAUGACAAGAUUGACGACCUCAACUUUCUGAUUGGCCCCAAGCUCUACGAAGCCAACUGGCAAGAAUUGUCAGAACAAGGACACAUUGCUAAAGUUCAGUGCGCCGAGGUUUGGUGCCAAAUGACGCCCGAGUUUUACACGGAAUGGCUCAAGCCUUCCUCGCUCCAAAAGCGCGCAUUGCUGUCGAUUAUGAACCCCAAGAAAUUUCAAGCCUGUCAGUUCCUCAUCAACUAUCAUGAAUCCCGAGGAGACAAGAUUAUUGUCUUCUCUGACAAUGUAUAUGCGUUGGAAAAGUAUUCGCGCAAGCUCGGCAAGGCGUACAUUUACGGCGCAACCCCCCAACAAGAACGUCUUCGUAUCUUGGAGAACUUUCAACACAAUGAGCUCGUCAACACCAUCUUUUUGUCCAAGAUUGGCGACACCAGUCUAGAUCUGCCGGAGGCGACAUGUCUAAUCCAAAUAUCAUCACAUUACGGCUCACGCCGUCAAGAAGCGCAACGCUUGGGUAGAAUUCUUCGGGCUAAGAGAAGGAAUGACGAGGGUUUCAACGCCUUCUUCUACUCCCUGGUCUCCAAAGACACUGACGAGAUGUACUACUCGUCCAAGCGUCAGGCCUUCCUUGUCGACCAGGGAUACGCCUUCAAGGUCAUUACCCGUCUUGAAGGACUGGAAAACUUUUCGCAGCUGGCAUUUGCGACGCCACAAGAGCGGCGAGAGCUUCUCAUGGAUGUUCUACUUGCCCGCGAGGAAGACGCCAAGGAGGAGAGAAUCGAAGGUGACGCAUUUGGCACCAAGUAUGCUUCCAACAAGGGCAACAAAAAGAAGUUUGGAGUGAGACGAGCAGCUGGUACCCUUUCAGAAUUGUCGGGUGGCCAAACCAUGGCGUACAUGGAGGUGAACAGGAGCAGGAACAAGGAACUCAAGGGAACAAAGGGUGUACAAAAUGCCUUUAUGAGGAAACUUGCCCGGUCUGGGGCAAAGAAGUAAGAUGCGUUCAUCUUGUCAUGAUUCGGAUAAAUCGUUGUAUAGACUUUGGUUUUGGAGGUCAAUGUAGUUUAGCCUAGCUGAGUCUCUAGGCAAAUCGUUAAUGAUAC
Molecule: messenger RNA, 2555 nt
Organism: Exserohilum turcica Et28A
Lineage: Eukaryota; Fungi; Ascomycota; Dothideomycetes; Pleosporales; Pleosporaceae
Exons: 1
Coding region: 31-2448 (805 amino acids)
Biological process (GO): transcription initiation at RNA polymerase II promoter; nucleotide-excision repair
Cellular component (GO): nucleotide-excision repair factor 3 complex; transcription factor TFIIH holo complex; transcription preinitiation complex
Molecular function (GO): 3'-5' DNA helicase activity; DNA binding; ATP binding
Source: RefSeq, a predicted model, not a curated record